UCGGUGACGAGUUCCCUGACACUCGCCGUUGAACGCAUCCCUGGACUGGUUCCUCGCUCAGAGCUGGGUUCUCUGCUGCUGUGUCUUUUGUAACGUCAACCGUUGAGCGGUACCCCUUCCUCUCCUUACGAUUCGGUUUUACGGCAUCAUGAGUCAAGUAUUCGCAGUCUAUCGUUAUUUCGUCUUCGCUCUCUUCAUCGCCUGCAAUAUCGGCAUUUUGGUAGUAGCGGCUAGGGGCAUACCGCUCGCGCUCGCUCUGGGGGAUGGCUCCAUGGUUGAGGUUGACGCGUUCUUGCUUGCGCUGGGCAGUGUGGGAUUGGCUUUCACGUUUCCAAUCCUCCUCGUCGAUGCAUUGCGCAAGCAAACCGUUAUUCGACACGUCUGGUUCGAGUGCUUCUGGGUCGGAAUCUUCUGCCUGUUGCAAUUAUCGAGUGCCGGUGUUGUCACGCUCACCGUGUCGGGUGUGGACUCCUGUGUCGUAGGAAUGACCAAGAAGGGCAGAAUCGUUCUCGGCCCUUGCGUGGACUCCCCGCUCCUGAUGGCAUUCACAUGGGCCGCUGCCGCUGACUGCUUGGUCUACCUCUUGGCGUUGACUGUUAUCGCCUUCAUACAUCAACGCGAUGACCCUCUCAUCUGGAAGGCUUACGUCUCCCAGUACUCCUGGUUCGCUGUCCGUCGCUCCCUUGGCAGCGAACCGCCGACCCCUUCGCUGCCGGUGCAGUCCGUUCCGAAGUCAGGUCAAUCGGAGUUUUCAAAUCGGAUGGUGGCCGUGAGACGCGACACCGACCCAGAGAAGCAGGCCCCUGCUACCUCUCUGCUGGCGCCGCCUCAGUCUGCUCGGCGCCCUGGCCUCGAGAAGUCGCAGAAGUCGCCGUCAUGGGCGCCCCGCCAGCUGCAGUUAUCGGCCAGCGUUCCUCUGUCGCCGAAAACUGCAAAAGCCAUCCAGUCGCGUCGCGCGGAAACGCCCCCAGGUGUCCCCGUCAAUCGCACCUACGUUCCGGCGACACGUCCAAGGGAAUCCAAGAAGGUCCUCCGGCUGCACAGGCCGCCCUCAUUGGACUUGUCUCGUAUCUCUCCCCCGCGGUAACACUCGCGUCUGAGGAUACCAGCACGUACCUUCUUCAUUCCCCUCGGGGCUUCCGGUGUCCUUUAGUGGGUAUGGGAGAUGGGCAGAAUGGAACAGACGUGCUGGUUAUGCGCAGCUCUGCUUGGUUGUGCUCACGACUGUUCACGACUUCAUGCCCACGACCGAUUGGUCGGCGAAUGACCGCUUGUCGCUGGCCGCGACGAGCAUUUCGAAUGACUGUAGCCGUAGACCAGUAUUGUAGCAUACCUCUAAUGUGAGAAGUUACUUGCAGUUUAAUUUAUUCUUUCGGGUUCGGUUGGGUGUCCUCACAAGACGCUCAGCCAUGACCACUUUGAUGUAUACCCUA
Messenger RNA from Fomitopsis serialis, 1433 nucleotides. RefSeq lists its product as uncharacterized. The transcript is spliced from 7 exons. NCBI's taxonomy places the organism in Eukaryota, Fungi, Basidiomycota, Agaricomycetes, Polyporales, Fomitopsidaceae. The record is from RefSeq and is a predicted model, not a curated record. The coding region runs from base 149 to 1087 and encodes 312 amino acids.